Tricharina praecox is the source of this 525-nucleotide messenger RNA. RefSeq lists its product as uncharacterized. The record is from RefSeq and is a predicted model, not a curated record. NCBI's taxonomy places the organism in Eukaryota, Fungi, Ascomycota, Pezizomycetes, Pezizales, Pyronemataceae. Bases 1 to 525 code for a protein of 174 amino acids. The transcript is spliced from 2 exons.
AUGGUCAAAAGAAGAGCGACCGACAAACCUGAAGGAGCUCUACCCGUAAAGCGGAAGUCCCGGACGGGAACACCUGCGUCCGUUCCUGGUCCCGGUCACGCCGUCGCUCCUGGUGCUAGCACUAGGUCGAAGAGGCGGGCGACCGAGGAUCCGGACGGGGCAAAGCUGCCGCACGCUGAGAACACACGCCGGCCGGCCUCUGGGUUUUCCCUACCUCUCCCUCAUCCUCCGCCUCCCCCUGCCCCUGCCCCUGCCCCUUCCCCUUAUCCCACGGCCUUGACCUCAUUGCGCGACAAGGGCCUGGUCAAGCGAGCUGAAGAGCUCGUUGUGGCCGCCCAAGAUUGCUGGCGGAAGGGAGAUGAUGUGGCUGUCGCACGGCUAGCAGACGAGAUCCGGCUGAUAAAGAAGAUAGCCGAUACGCGGACGGAUCUGGCGAAGCCGAAGAAGACGAAGGUGCUCGGAGCCUUCAGGCAGAUCCUGACCUGGAAGACAGGGCUGUCAACCGUCCGUCCCGUCCGUCUUUGA